CAGCCCUUUCAGGAGUCGGGAACCGGCCGGGUGCCCGCAAUCUCGCGAUCCUGUUACGCACCGCUUUUCUUCGCGUCCUGGGGCUUGCGGGUCGCGGGCCGCACCCUCAGUCCAGGCGGGUCGGCACGAACUUGAGUGGCUCGGCUGGGAGUGGGCCGCGUGUUCGGGGAGAGCACCGUGGACUGGAGAGUGGCACACAGCAUGGCGGAAAACCGAGAGCCCCGCGGGGCCGCCGAGGCUGACCUGGACCCGGUGGAGUACACCCUUCGGAAGCGGCUCCCCCACCGCCUGCCCCGGAGACCCAAUGACAUUUAUGUCAACAUGAAGACUGACUUUAAAGCCCAGCUGGCCCGCUGCCAAAAGCUUCUGGACGGAGGGGCUCGGGGUCAGAACUCAUGCAGUGAGAUCUACAUUCAUGGCUUGGGGCUGGCCAUCAACCGUGCCAUUAACAUUGCCCUACAGCUUCAGGCGGGCAGUUUCGGGUCCUUGCAGGUAGCUGCCAAUACCUCCACCGUGGAGCUCGUCGAUGAGCUGGAACCAGAGACUGAUACACGAGAGCCACUGACUCGCAUCCGCAACAACUCGGCCAUCCACAUCCGUGUUUUCAGGGUUACGCCCAAGUAAUCCAAAUGAGGAUGGCCACGUUGUCCACCUACCCUCCUGUAACUAGGCUCAGAUGUGGCUCUCCUUGUACUGAGUGUGGCCACGGACCUCCUCUACCAGAGCCACAUAGGAGAAAACCUGCCACCCCUUACAACCCAGAGGACUGAACUGAGGGGGAAAGUAUUGUCUCUUGUUGAGCCCAAGCCAUGGGUCUUCCUGAGUCUGUGGUCUGUAAGCUUUGUCACCGACAAUAAAAAGUACUAAGUUGUGUUAGUAUGCAGCUA
This is a messenger RNA of Hyaena hyaena (striped hyena), 887 nucleotides long. It is a transcript of the gene POP7, whose product is annotated as POP7 homolog, ribonuclease P/MRP subunit. Lineage: Eukaryota; Metazoa; Chordata; Mammalia; Carnivora; Hyaenidae. Gene Ontology annotation, cellular component: ribonuclease MRP complex; nucleus; nucleolar ribonuclease P complex. The record is from RefSeq and is a predicted model, not a curated record. Gene Ontology annotation, molecular function: nucleic acid binding. Gene Ontology annotation, biological process: tRNA 5'-leader removal. The coding region runs from base 202 to 624 and encodes 140 amino acids. The transcript is spliced from 2 exons.